Molecule: messenger RNA, 1532 nt
Organism: Myotis daubentonii (Daubenton's bat)
Lineage: Eukaryota; Metazoa; Chordata; Mammalia; Chiroptera; Vespertilionidae
Product: ubiquitin-conjugating enzyme E2 E2
Source: RefSeq, a predicted model, not a curated record
CGCGGUCUCUCCCGGGCAGGCGCGCGGGCACGCGCACUGGCGGGCGCGCGCGCGCGGACGGCCGGGCGGAGGCGGCGGCUCUCGGAGGCGGCGGCUUCACUUUCCAGGACUCCGGGGCGACCACCGCAGCAGCGUGUGGGGGGCAGCAGCCUCGGGAGCCGGAGCUGGGACGGCCGGGGGCGGCGGCGGCGGCGCGGAGGGAUCUAAAAUGUCCACUGAGGCCCAGAGAGUUGAUGACAGUCCCAGCACUAGUGGAGGAAGUUCUGAUGGAGACCAGCGUGAAAGUGUUCAGCAGGAACCAGAAAGAGAACAAGUUCAGCCCAAGAAAAAGGAGGGGAAACUAUCCAGCAAAACAGCUGCUAAAUUGUCAACUAGUGCUAAAAGAAUUCAGAAGGAACUUGCAGAAAUUACGUUGGAUCCUCCUCCCAACUGUAGUGCUGGACCCAAAGGAGACAACAUUUAUGAAUGGAGGUCAACGAUAUUGGGACCCCCAGGAUCUGUCUAUGAAGGAGGGGUGUUCUUUCUUGACAUUACCUUUUCACCAGACUAUCCGUUUAAACCCCCUAAGGUUACCUUCCGAACAAGAAUCUAUCACUGUAAUAUUAACAGCCAAGGCGUGAUCUGUCUGGACAUCCUAAAGGACAACUGGAGUCCGGCCCUCACCAUUUCUAAAGUUCUCCUCUCCAUCUGCUCACUUCUUACAGAUUGCAACCCUGCUGACCCUCUGGUAGGCAGCAUUGCCACGCAGUACAUGACCAACAGAGCGGAGCACGACCGGAUGGCCAGACAGUGGACCAAGCGGUAUGCCACCUAGGGCCUGCGCUGCCGCCCGCCGGACCUGUGCAAGCACAUUCACCAAGUGCAUCAAUAGCCCCACCCACCCCUCCGGACCUCGGUUCUUAUUUUCUUAUUUUUAUUAAACUUUGAACCAUGUCAUCCUUCCCCCUUCUCCCUCUUUCCUCUUCCUGCUUUUCCUUUGCUUUUCCUCCCUCCGCCCCAUCCCCUUCCUCCGGUUGUGUUCCCUUUUUAAUUUCUGUUAACUUGAAAGGUUUGGGUUCUUUUUCCCACCUCCUCGUGGAUGGGAACUUUGUUUUCAGUGCAAACAAUGUUGGAUCUGUAAUAGUAAGAGCUUUCUUACAAAGCUUUGUAUUACUGUGUGGUUUUGUUUUUCGUUGUUCGUUUUAUUUUGAUUUUCGGGAAAACACGAAUUCAGAAUUAUAUCUCGUUUCUACUUAAAUGUAGUGCUUAGGGUUAAUUUUUUGUACUGAAGUCUUUAUUGGUGGGUGCAUGCUACUGGGAACAAGUUUUUGUACAAAAGCUUCAAUCAGAAUCACUGUGCAUUACUGAGACUCUGUUUAUCACUAGCCUUCUGUCCCCCACGCAGAAGACUAUUGGAUUGAACAAAAUAAUAAGUAUUUUGAUUUACUUAAAGUGCUUGUAAAUUUCUUAGGGACCUGCCACUUUGGACUGUGGAUCAGUUGAUGUACACUUGUAUUAUUAAAGCACUCAAUAAAUCACUGUGGCUGACAAAC